AUGCACGAGACAGGGACGAAUUCGUUCAGUCAUCAGUUUGGCAAGCGCGAGAGAGCGAGGAUGUCGGUCGGCGUGCGCUGUUGGGCCCUCUUCACCAUCUCCGUCCCCCUGACGGUCUUCGCGGACGCACAGGCUCUGCGCCAGGAAGGGGGUAUUGCAGGGACGGAAUGUCGGAUCCCGAGCCAAGAGCUCUUGAGCACUGCCCAGAGCAUGACUUCGCAGCUUCUUCAAGGAGUCUGUAACCCGCGGGAACUGGACGACAAGCUUUCGGGCCUGGAGACGAUGGUGAGCGCCCAGAUGAACGUGCUGAAAACGAUGAUCCUGAACAUGGAGGACAAGCUAGGGUCCCAAGAGAUGGCAUUCAAGAGGCAAUAUCGACGGAUUCUGAGCCUUCUGACCGGGAGAACGGAAGCUCCAUUCCAAAAUCUGAGCCAGAGAGGGAACUCGGGAUUCCAUGAUGAGACCGCGCUCCCUCGAGUAUACGGCAGCGACACGCUUCAAGAGGUCUCGGAUUCCUUUCAGUCCAGUAUCAUCGAUCAGCCGAAAAACCUCGAUUCCUACAACAAGGUCUCCGACAGGAGAUACGAAAUCGAGACGCACAAUAAUACCAUCACGACUCUUCGUGGGCAGAGGGUUUUCAGAUUCUAUUGGAACAUCUCGAACAUCGAAUACAAGAUCACUCAUUGGGGCAGCCGCCGUUCCCUCCGGAGCGACAACUUCUACAUUUUCCAGUACGGAUACAACAUGUACAUGAGGAUCUACCCUCGUCAGGAUCGGAAGAACUUCUACAUCCACGUGGGGCUGACCCCGGGGCAAUACGAUCACCUGCUGGACUGGCCCUUCAAGCUGAAGCACUACGUGAGCGUCCUGGAUUUCUCGGAGGAACCGGACGACAUCAGCUCGAGGGUCUGGGACCCCCAGGAGCUCUGCAGCGGGUGGAACUGGCGGCGACCGCAGCAGAGCCAGGACAACUUCGAAUGCGUGGGGCUGGGGUUCCCCGUGGAGCUGCUGCGCUCUCGCAAUUACGUUCGCGGGGACAGCAUCGUCAUUCGGCUCACCGUGUAUCUUGACACCCAGCUGUAGAAUCGGACACUGACGGCUUUUCGUUGCAUGACUCUCGUACUUUCGAAUUUUAUAUCAAUAAAAUGC
Molecule: messenger RNA, 1149 nt
Organism: Darwinula stevensoni
Lineage: Eukaryota; Metazoa; Arthropoda; Ostracoda; Podocopida; Darwinulidae
Source: the annotation of a GenBank genome assembly